This is a messenger RNA of Strongylus vulgaris, 270 nucleotides long. The record is from the annotation of a GenBank genome assembly. Lineage: Eukaryota; Metazoa; Nematoda; Chromadorea; Rhabditida; Strongylidae.
AUGUCUGGUGGUUUCGGUGAUGGUGUUGGAAAAGGAGGCGGCAGUGGUGGUUCUAUCCGUGAUGCUGGUGGUGCAUUCGGAAAAAUGGAAGCAGCUCGAGAGGACGAGUACUUUUACAAGAAGCAAAAGGAACAACUUGAAGAACUGAGAGCACAUUUACAGCAGGAAAUUGAGCACCACGAAAAGCAAGUCGAGAAUCACAAAGCAAUCCUCGAAAGACAUCGCCAACGUGUAAAAGAAGUUGAAGAAUCUCAGAAGAAAGCUUUGUAA